UUUACCAGCUUGCCCAGAAACCUUAGGGAGCCAGCUCCGUCUCUCCUCCCCUGUCGAGCAGAAAAACCCUACUCCCAUUCAACUGAGCUCCGAUUGAAUGUUCGCAUCACUUCUCGCCCUCGGCGAUAUCUGACCUUGCAGCUUCUUCCGUCCCCGAAGCCGUGACGAUUUCCAUUUCAGGUGCUUGAAGUAAAAAGGUGAUUUUGGGGAAGUUAUCAUCCAAUGGCUUACCUUCAGUAUGGGAGGAAUGCUAUUCAGCAGAUCGUUAGAGGCGCCAGUCUUCGAACCGCCGAUGGCGCGGCGCACCCUCUGUUACAUGCUUGCAAAGGUCUCAGAUACAGAAAGCUCGAAGUCAUUCUUACGACGAGCAUAGAUAAGCUCGGGAAAGCCGGCGAGACUGUCAAGGUUGCUCCGGGGUAUUUCCGCAACCAUCUGAUGCCUAAGCUUUUUGCGGUCCCGAAUAUCGAGAAGUAUGCUUAUCUCAUCAGGGAGCAACGCAAGAUUUAUCAACCUGUAGAAGAAGAGAGUGUCAAAGUUGUGACGGAGACUAAAGAUAACAGAACGAAAGAAUACGAGGCCGCUGCUAAACGCCUAGAUAAUGCUCGCCUGGUAUUGAGGAGACUCGUCAAUGUUGAAAAGUUGCAUAAACGUGCCACAAAAGACGAGCCUAUAGAACUCCAAACACCUGUGACAAAAGAAGAGAUUGUCACCGAGGUGGCGAGACAACUUUGUGUGCAGAUCAAUCCCGAGAAUCUUAACUUGCCAUCACCAUUGUCAACUGUGGGAGAGUACGAAGUGCCUCUCCGCCUGCCCAAGUCGAUUCCUUUACCCGAGGGGAAAAUUCAGUGGACUCUCAACGUUAAAGUCCGCUGUAAAUAAAUGAGAGAUAUAUGAAAACGUUUGGUGCCAUCGAGUGGACAAUGUUCACAAUUUGCAUUAGAUGGAAGGUGGUAGAGUUUUGCUAGAGCAUAGGUCUUGACAUUGUAUUCCUUCAAAUGGAAUUUUCCAUUUUUUCUGCUCUCUCAACUGUGCAUCGGUAUCUGAUGAAACCUUAAUGAUGAGGUUUAUGGCUAAUCUUUUAUUGAGUAAGCCCAAGUUGUAAGAUUUCAUGACUUGGGCACCUGUUGUUCUUGAUGGAAAAGUACUGAAAUAAAAUUACCGAAAAUGGAUUGUUUGGCGUUAA
This is a messenger RNA of Punica granatum (pomegranate), 1183 nucleotides long. Lineage: Eukaryota; Viridiplantae; Streptophyta; Magnoliopsida; Myrtales; Lythraceae. The record is from RefSeq and is a predicted model, not a curated record.